AUGUCUCGAGGAGUUCGAAUUAUCACGGUCAUUGUUAUCGUCAUCAUUCUUAUAGUUGCGUUUAACAACGAAAAGACCGGCGGCACAUCGUUCCCGUACCUACCUGUGCUACCAUCACGAACGUCACCGCCGACCUCGGCAUUUUUACAAUCAUGGCUCGGCGAGCGAAUGGCUCUGUCAGAAAAGGCAUGGCUAAAGAGCGUUGAGGGACGAGAUCAAAUGGCCGCUCAGCACCCCGAUUACCCCAAGAUACCUUUCUAUCCGACGGACUUUCUAAAGUACCCCUACACAAUUUGGGACUUCUUUCCCGCGACGUGGACGUGUCCGCAUGAUGUUCAGCGCGUUGGCAGACUAGGCGACGGAGGGAAAUGGGUAUGUGGCAUGAGUGUAUACGAGUCGCUCUCCGCACCAAAGGCUACACAGGAAAACGUUGAAAAACGCGAAACCGCAUUCAGCGCCCCCGACGACGGCCUAGUCAUCUACAGCUUCGGCAUCAACGCCGAAUCCUCCUUCGAAGCUGAAAUGCUCGAGCGCCUACCUAACGCGCGGAUAUGGGGCUACGACUUCUCCGUGUCAGGAUGGGGCCCGCAGAUCGCUGCGAAGUACCGCGACCGCACCUUCUUCAAGAAGAUCGGCUUAGGCAAGGCGGAUAAACAUGAUAGCUCGCCUCCGUUCUGGACACUUCCUAGCUUGAUGAAAUUGAACAAGCACAACUACAUCGACAUUCUCAAGAUCGACAUCGAAGGCAGCGAAUAUGAUGCCUUGGACACCAUGAUGGACGCUUUCGAUAACAUGCGCAGCGCAAGCGGCUCCUCUGUCCUACCCAUUGGCCAGGUUAUGAUCGAACUACAUCUCGGAGAUGGAAUCAAUCUAAACGGUAGGGAUGGGGGUGGUAAUGUGGACUAUGGGCGGUUCAGCAAGUGGUGGGCCCGGCUGGAGAAGAUGGGUAUGCGACCCGUAUGGAUGGAGAUCAAUCUUUUUGCUAUUACUUUGGGGAAUACCAAGAGUGAUCCAAGGUGUACGGAGUAUGUGUGGGUCAACGCAAAGGAUAAGAAGAACGUGCUUUGGAAGGUGUAG
Molecule: messenger RNA, 1077 nt
Organism: Cucurbitaria berberidis CBS 394.84
Lineage: Eukaryota; Fungi; Ascomycota; Dothideomycetes; Pleosporales; Cucurbitariaceae
Exons: 2
Coding region: 1-1077 (358 amino acids)
Source: RefSeq, a predicted model, not a curated record